AUGGCUCUUGCUUAUUUGUCUUGGGAACAGAUUUUUUUGGAAGAAAGAGUUCUAAUAAUUGGAAGACGUUUAGAAAGAAGAAUACUUAGGGAUAGUCAAAAUCCUUUUGAAUUACCAAAAUAUGAUGAAUUCAUGGGUGCAUUUUGUUUGAACCAACAAUUGGUUAUAAAUAUAAUUGAUGCAUUGAGGACAUCAUUACAGCAUAAAAGAACAUCUGGUUUAUCUCCUGAAUUACAAGUAUUAGUUAGUCUUCAUUUUUAUGCACAAGGGAGUUACCAAAAAGGAUUAGGUGGUAAUAGUAUAUUAAAUAUUAGCCAACCUUCAGUUAGUCGAUGCAUACAUUAUGUUACUGAAGCUAUAAAUCAGCGUCUGUUAUGA
Messenger RNA from Diuraphis noxia (Russian wheat aphid), 378 nucleotides. Its product is annotated as putative nuclease HARBI1. The record is from RefSeq and is a predicted model, not a curated record. NCBI's taxonomy places the organism in Eukaryota, Metazoa, Arthropoda, Insecta, Hemiptera, Aphididae.